Messenger RNA from Arvicola amphibius (Eurasian water vole), 3874 nucleotides. It is a transcript of the gene Gpat4, whose product is annotated as glycerol-3-phosphate acyltransferase 4. Gene Ontology annotation, biological process: triglyceride biosynthetic process. The record is from RefSeq and is a predicted model, not a curated record. Gene Ontology annotation, cellular component: endoplasmic reticulum. The transcript has 13 exons. Lineage: Eukaryota; Metazoa; Chordata; Mammalia; Rodentia; Cricetidae. Bases 950 to 2320 code for a protein of 456 amino acids. Gene Ontology annotation, molecular function: glycerol-3-phosphate O-acyltransferase activity.
GCCACGUCCAGCGGCGUAGACAAAGGCGGGCGUGCGCACGCUCUUACGUAGGCCUGGGCCGGCGGCGGGCAGGGCAGGGCAGGGCGGGAGCGGCAGGCGGAGAGGACUGCAGCCGAGCCUCACGGCCGCCCUGGCAGCAUGUAAACAACCUUUUGCCAAGAACCCAGGUCACCGCUGAGAAGGGUGCCUUAAGGGAGAAGAAUAUCAGAGGACACCAAUGCCAGGCGUGUCUGGAAUAGUGCUCGGUACAGGCAGCAUGAGACGUUCUGUGCCAGCCUCUGUUUGUUACUGGCAAAAGCUGGGGCUCUCCAGAUAGGAGGGUCCUGGAGCAGCCAGCACCGGGAGCCCCCCACAAGGGAGCAUGGGACUAGCUAUGAACUCUUUACAGUGAACUCAGUUUUAGCUUAUGAAGGAAUUCUAAGUAAAAGUUACUUAAUUUCGGCACACUGACAUUCAGAAGCCUUUGGUGUCACGUUCCAGCAAUUGCUUUUGUCUACUGGAAUUAUCAGGAUUCUUCUGGCAUCAAGGUGAACUCUUCUUGGUACUUCUGGCAAUACAGACCUUUAGGACAAAUUCAUCUGCUGAACGCUUUGGGGCAGGAAAAAAGUAAAACCUUGGAAGCAGCCCACAUAGCUGAACAGAAAGCUCUCCCUUUCCACUCACUUGCCCGGAAACUUAGUAAGGACUCGGAUGCCGUUCCUGAAGCCUUGUCCUGCCUUGUUCACCACAGCUCUAUCUGUGCCGGGGAGACCUGGAAUUUCUGGGGUUCUCCUGUGGCUCUUUUCUACUACUCUGUAUUCAGACAGUUGGAUGACAUGAACUUUGAGAUGGAGUUUGCCACCCGUGGGGAACUGACUUCCUUUCCAAGGCUUGUGCUGUUGGAAGGGACCAUCUGAAGACGCGUUUGUGUGUAGAAAGGAGGGCACCAGCCUGACCUGCAUCCUCCACCAUGUUCCUGUUGCUGCCUUUUGAUAGCUUGAUUGUCAACCUUCUGGGUAUCUCCCUGACUGUCCUCUUCACCCUGCUACUUGUGUUCAUCAUAGUCCCUGCCAUUUUUGGAGUCUCCUUUGGUAUUCGAAAGCUCUACAUGAAAACAUUGUUAAAGAUCUUUGCGUGGGCUACCUUGAGAAUGGAGAGAGGAGCCAAGGAGAAGAACCACCAGCUUUACAAGCCCUACACCAACGGAAUCAUUGCAAAAGAUCCCACUUCUCUGGAAGAAGAAAUCAAAGAAAUUCGCCGAAGCGGUAGUAGCAAGGCUCUGGAUAAGACACCGGAGUUUGAGCUCUCUGACAUUUUCUACUUUUGCCGGAAAGGAAUGGAAACUAUUAUGGAUGACGAAGUGACAAAGAGAUUCUCUGCAGAGGAGUUGGAGUCUUGGAACUUGUUGAGCAGAACCAAUUACAAUUUCCAAUAUAUAAGCCUCCGUCUUACCAUCCUCUGGGGGUUAGGAGUGCUGAUUCGGUAUUGCUUCCUUCUGCCACUCAGAAUUGCACUGGCAUUCACAGGGAUCAGCCUCUUGGUGGUGGGCACUACCAUGGUUGGAUACCUGCCAAGUGGGAGGUUUAAGGAGUUUUUGAGUAAACAUGUUCACUUAAUGUGCUACCGGAUCUGUGUGCGAGCCCUGACAGCCAUCAUUACCUACCACAACAGGAAAAACAGACCAAGAAAUGGUGGCAUCUGUGUGGCUAAUCAUACAUCUCCCAUUGAUGUGAUCAUCUUGGCCAGCGAUGGCUACUAUGCCAUGGUGGGGCAGGUGCACGGGGGCCUUAUGGGUGUGAUCCAAAGAGCCAUGGUCAAAGCCUGCCCACACAUCUGGUUUGAGCGUUCUGAAGUGAAAGAUCGCCACCUGGUGGCUAAAAGACUGACGGAGCAUGUACAAGAUAAAAGUAAGCUGCCCAUCCUCAUCUUCCCAGAAGGAACCUGCAUCAAUAACACAUCAGUGAUGAUGUUCAAAAAGGGAAGCUUUGAAAUUGGAGCCACUGUUUACCCUGUUGCUAUCAAGUAUGACCCUCAGUUUGGUGAUGCCUUCUGGAACAGCAGCAAGUACGGGAUGGUGACAUACUUGCUGAGAAUGAUGACCAGCUGGGCCAUUGUCUGUAGCGUUUGGUACCUGCCCCCUAUGACCAGAGAGAAAGAUGAAGAUGCUGUGCAGUUUGCUAACAGGGUGAAGUCUGCCAUUGCUCGGCAAGGAGGAUUGGUAGACCUUCUGUGGGAUGGGGGAUUGAAGAGAGAAAAAGUGAAGGACACGUUCAAGGAGGAGCAGCAGAAACUGUAUAGCAAGAUGAUUGUUGGUAACCAUGAGGACCGGAGCCGGUCCUGAGCCUCUGCAUGGCCCUGGCUGGAGCUGCCACCUCUAAAUUCUGACAAGUGAGCCAGCUGGAGUUGUUGCUGCCACAACCUCUGCCACCAUCCCUGCCACCCACUGCUGCAUCUUCCAGACUCUGGCCCUCAGGCUGUUCUGGGCUCCAGGACUCCUGAGCUUCAUCAAAGCCCCAUGUGCUGCCUGCUGUCCUCUAACCAGAAAGCUGCUAGCCGGGGCUCCCCAGGACAAAAUGCCUCUUGUUCCUUUAUAAUAAGCCUGUAAGAGGAAGACCAUUAAAGCAGCUCUGUGGUAUGCUAGCUGGUGGGAAGGCAGGCCCUGUUCUUGCCCUGAGAGAAUGUUGGAUAUUAUUGUGCAGGGACAUACACAUGCUGGGGAAAGUCAGAAGAGACAUUGCUGAGGCAGGUGCCCAAACAGCCACCAGCCUGGGAGCUUUUAGAUGGGACAAGAAGAAAGCUAUCUACAGGAGUGUUGGUUCCACUCAGCAGAUGGAGUUAUAAGUUCUUGUGUCUUGCUUACGAAGAUCAGCAGGGGAGAUAGGAAGAAGCCAGUGGCCCACUGGCCAGCUAGCUAGCCCCAGGAAGAUUUGAUUCAGACUCCAGGCUGAGCCUGAGUCCCCCACAUGACUUGUCUGUUUACUGUGUCUCAGUUUCCCUGUCUGUUACAUGGAAUUGCCAAGGGUGGUGAUGACCUACCUCACAGGGUUGUUGUGGGGAUUCUAGUGCUAGUGUAUGUGAAGGAAAUGGAUGCUGGUCUCACAGGGAUGGCUUCACAGAGUGUGGCAGGACAAGGUCAGCACUCACAGCUGCUGCCUGGGAUUUUAAACCUGUUUGUGAGUAAAUAAAACUGGAUGGUAAAUGAACUUAGGAACUUUGCCUUCACUCCCCGAGAAAUGUAUUUCUUGCCAGUUAACAGCAGUGGUACUUGAAAAUGACCCUGGCCUGCAGGGUCUGGAAUGAGGAUAGUAUUGCUCAGGAGAGGGUAACCUUUCAAAUAAGAUGUUUUCAUGUCUCCAUUUCUAGCUUUCUCCCCAGAUGAGAGCCAUGGAAACAAACUGUUGAUGAGGUUGGAGGGAGGCCCUGUCGGUGGCAUUCUGGAUUUGAGAACUGUGGGACACGGCAGAUAUUAAGGCGUGAGGAGGGAGUGGAAGUGCUGGGGAGGAUGAGUUAGGCAGGAGGGACGGGUACACUGCAUGCACCCGUGGGAGAAAUGGCAGGCCUGCAAGCCACCAACAACACCAAAGUCAGCCUCUUUCUUCUGAGGUCUACCAACUUUGAAUUCCUCCAAAGGAAGAAUUCCCUCCUACCCACAUGAUCUCCAAGUCUAGGAGUACAGCCUGGCUCCCAAGGCUAUGAACUGAUGCCACUCUGACACUUGAGGACCCUGUGGUGUCACCCCACCUUCCUGUCACCUGAUAGCCUCCCAUUCCCUCCUGCCUGCUCCAUUCCCAGUGGAAAACACUUUUCAAAUAAAAACACCAAUGACUGUAAGAACAGCCUCGUGGGGACUGUUUUACAAAUGUUCAAAAAUAAAAAGUGGGUCUCGGCUUAUGUA